UGAUUGCAGGGGAACACCAGCUCACCAACAGUACAGAAAAAAUAAAUUCUCUCACUUUUUCAAGCCAACCUUUGGUCUUUACAUUCCAAGUUUUCAACGCCGGAGCGAGUCGUGACUCGUGAGACAUGGAUCCGAAUGAGCAAGGUAAUACUAAUAUGGGGAGGGCGAAGAGGUUUCUGGGGCUGACUCAGGACGAGUCAGAGGCCGUGUCGCGACUCGCGGUUCCAGAACAGGCAGCAGGCGCGGGAAAGAGCUUCUAUGACGCCUUCGCUGUUGCGGGAAUCCGAGUCGACCGAGUCGAACCCGGACUCGUCGUCUGUUCCUUCAAGGUCCCUCCCCGCCUCACCGAUAGAAGUGGAAACUUGGCAAAUGGUGCAAUUGCAAGCCUUGUCGAUCUUGUUGGAAUUUCUCUGGAAUUUGGCGAGGGACUCCUUAGUGUUUCAAUCGACAUGUCUAUCUCGUAUUUCUCUACAGCGAAGAUUAAUGACGAGCUAGAGAUCACCUCAAAAAGAAUAGGAAGAAGAGGAGGUUAUACGGGAACGGUGGUAGUUUUGAGAAACAAAACAACGGGGGAGAUUAUUGCCGAAGGUCGACAUUCGUUGCUCCGUUCACGUCGUUCUAGCAAACUCUGAGUUUCAACCUCCCUCCCCUUGAAAAUUCGAUGGCGAUGGUCUUGAGGUACGACAACAAACAACUUGGCACAAGUUCUGGUGGAUUCCACGGAGGCUCUGUACAUUUAUGGUAACAUUCGCCGUUCUUAACCACAAUUUAAAGAACGAAUGAAAUUAGAAUUGUUUUAAAAGCUGUAUAUUGGUAUCAUAUUAUGUAGCUUAUGUAUGAACACGUCUUACUUCCAAGAUAAGAUCCUUGAGAUUAGUUUAUCUCUGAAGAA
Malus domestica (apple) is the source of this 892-nucleotide messenger RNA. RefSeq lists its product as uncharacterized. NCBI's taxonomy places the organism in Eukaryota, Viridiplantae, Streptophyta, Magnoliopsida, Rosales, Rosaceae. Gene Ontology annotation, molecular function: fatty acyl-CoA hydrolase activity. The record is from RefSeq and is a predicted model, not a curated record.